Molecule: messenger RNA, 8057 nt
Organism: Amoebophrya sp. A120
Lineage: Eukaryota; Dinophyceae; Syndiniales; Amoebophryaceae
Source: the annotation of a GenBank genome assembly
CUUGACGCGGUGCACGCUGCAUUUGUUUGUUGUUAAAGGCAAACGCCUCACAGUUUACUGAACUGCACUUGAUGAUCAUCUCCAUGCAAAUUUACACCUUAUACUUCUUAUAGUGAAUGUGUUAUCCAAAAUUAGAUUUUGCGCAACAAGAAAGUAAUCGUAUAGAAACUGCGGCUCGGCCUUACCUGGAGGACGGCCACCUGCUCACCGCUGCACAGCACGCGGUAGGAGCCGGCGCCGGCGUAAAAACAAUGACAGAAAUGCAAGAACCACUGCAACCAAGAAAUAGUCCGCCACCGGCGGAUGUCGCCGCGCCCCGCCGCGGCGGUCCUGCUACCACAAAACUCCGGGUCCUUUUCGCGUUGACCGGCGCAGCCGCCGUGUUUCCGAGCGCGAGCAGCAGUUCCGUCGUUCCGCAGAAGGCGCUGCUGGCGCGCCAGCGAACCCUGUCGGAUGGGGAACUCAGCGCGCUCUCCACCUCCGCCGGAUCCGUUUUGUCGUCGCCGCAACAGACUCUCUCCACGGAAGGGUCUCUGCCAAGUUUGGCGGCUGGUGCAUCGCGGCGCGGCAGUAAGACUCACUAUUCCGCGUCGCCGCCGGGUUCGACCUUCGGCUCACCCGCCCAGCAGUUUUCGAAUUCGCCCCCACAACGGUUCUCUGGUUCCUCGUCGCUUUCCCCACCGUGGUGCAAGGAGCACGAGAGCUCCUACAGCGCUGCGGAGUUCGACGAGCUGCAGGCAUUCCGCUUGGAGGCGGGAUGUGACGUGGGUCCGGGGGAGGAAGAAAAAGACGACUACAGCGGAAGGUGUAACGCCGCUGGACAAGAACCCAGCGCCGGGGGUGAGGAAGAUACAACUACCGAACAAGCGGCAUCGCUUUCGCGAUGCAAAAGCUCAUUUUUCUUUCCCAGCACACCCCUCGAACAGCCACAGCCGCAGCGGUAUUCCGGUAUCGUGCCGCUGCUGUGGAGGACUUUUACACCCCCGCCGGCGCAUGGUAGUAUUGAUACCUCGUCGGGAACUUCUACUUCUGGUUCCUCUUCCGCCAGUGCGCAGUCCCGAGCGAGCUCGACGUCCUCCUUUCCGCAUGGCAGCGAGGAAGACCUACAGAUGACGAUCAGACGGGCCGCGGCAGGAGAACAACUACGCAACACUUUUUCCACUCCAAGCCAUAGCCAGUCCGGUACUUCUAUAUCAACGGGUGGAAGCAAGAGAACUGCACGAGAACUCGCACCACCGUACCCACAAACCGCUCUGACGCCGCCCAGUCUAACACUAUCGGGCUUGAAAGACAAGCGCGUCGCUAGUUGCCCGGGAGGUCUGGAUUGCAUGGAAACUAUCGAUGAUGUGGAGGAGAGGCGAUUUUACCGUACUAACAGCGAGGGACGAUCGACCACACCAGCUGACGUUCCAUCACCCGCGACGCUACCCGUCCUGGUGUUCAAGCGCAGCAGCAGUGUCGGUUCCAGCCCAACGCUGAAACCACUGUCGGCGCCGACAAUUUUCUACCCGCAGGCUAGGCGGGGGGAAGAGUUGCAGCUAUCUAGGUCGUCGACGCCCGCGUUUGGGGCGGGUCGAAGUUCUUGUUCAUCUUUAAAAACGUCCUCGGGGAGCGACGAACUUGGACUGCACAGGAAUACGUCGUGCGGGGGUCUUGAGGACAAGGAAGAACGAAGACCGCCUCGGCAGCGUGCUCACUCGGAUCCCUGGAGCAGCUUGGGCCGGAUGCCGUUUGCCAAACCUGAAUCAGGCCCUGAUAUUGAAGAUGCAAACGUCGACCAACAGACGUUGUUAACGACUUCCCGCGCCCAACUUCAUGACACGCAUCUUCGCGGAAACCAGACUAUUCCGGGCGUGUGCGGGCGACCCGACAGGGAGCGUCUGGACCACUUUUAUCACGGGCGAAAAGGGACAAGUUCUUUGGGGACGUCGAGCAAGUCCUCUUCCUCACACCUGCGCGUGCCGAACGUGAGCAGCUGCCCGGCGGGGCUGAAUUGCAUUUUGGAAGACGUCGAAGCGAGUGAGGAGCAGAAAACCCCCUGGGAGCUCGAACAGGAGGCUCGGCUCGCGGCGGAGGUGACCGGACGUGGGAAGAUGGUGGAAACGGGUGGUGCCACAGUAGACACAGCAGCACCACAGAUGCACGAAAACGAAAAUAAACCUGUUGUCCCGACGGGUUUCGCGUCGCAACUUUUGCGCCGGAUCUACCGCGACGCGUGUGCAGUCACGCGGAGCAAGCGAGGCGCAGCGCUGACGGUGGAGUCGGUUGAUAUUGGUUCCACUGGCAAUAAAGCCGCUCCAAAUUCUUCUUGCCCGGAUGUGGAAGCUGCUGCUCCUGCGAUUUUUGGUAACAAUAGUACAAGAACGCAGCAGGGGGCGCCACUGUCUUCACCACUCCACCAUGCGCACAGUUGCCCAGCCAUGCUGAAUCGGAUAGCAGAGAUCGAUGAGGAAGAUGAAUGUGAGUUGACCCGAGCUGGUGAAGCACUACCUCCGCAAGGUCGUGCAACGGGAUUCUUAUUCGCAGGAGGGGACGAUGAACACGCGUCGCCGACGCAAGUUUUUCAAAGCUGGCCCGUCGACGGUGAGUUCCAACAGGACACAGCCGACGACGACCUCCUGCUCGACCAGGAAUUGCUUGGAAUGCUGAAUGGCACUGCUUCAACAUCCCGUGGUGAUUCUUGCACUAACUCGCCCACGCCUUUUCACAACUACACGCCCCAGUUUUAUUCCCUCUCCAGGCAAUCGACGGAGGAAAGCCAAAGAUCUUCGAGUUCAAGCUCCGGCCUGCUCGGUAGGGUCAAGCACGUGCAGUCUUGCCCCGCGGAUCUGUACCGCAUUGUAGAGGAUGUGGAGGAACUGGAACAAGACGCGGAUUUCCCCCACCCCGGAGCCACUGGUGCGUAUCCACAAAUUUGUCAACUCGAAUCCGAUGCGACUCCGAUCGUUGAGGACGCGCGGCUCCGUGCCCGCUUGCAACAGUCCGGCAAAUCGUUUCUGUGCAGCAACUUCAGUCCGGAAUGCGGGCGGGAUGGCUACUGCUAUUGCCGCGAAGGGGCGGAUACGGGUGGUGAAGAAAGGAUGAUGUUGGCGAAUGACACAAGUCCUGCGUCAGAUCAUGGAGUUGUCAAAGAUGUUGCCGAGGAGGAUUCUUCUAUGUUGCAGGCGAGAGGGGAGGAUGCAGCGGGAGGUGCAGAUGGGGAGUUUGACACACCGAAGCCCGACGAGCAGGCUGACCAGGUCCAAGAACUCGAGAAGCUCCGGCAAACGCUUUCGCAGCGACUCAGCCGUGGCUCGAUGCGGAGCUGUUUGUCUUACUCCGGCCCGAGCUCCCCCGUGUUGGCACGGCAGCAGAGCGGGGGAAGCGAUCAUGGAGAAAUUAUUGGCACGACGGACGGAGUGCUACCGACCGCCGCGAUGUCGGCUACUACUCCGUCAAUCGCGUUGGCGGAAGAGAUUUCCGGCGACACCUCCACUUUUCUCCACAAAAGCAUGAGCAACGUAUCCAGCGAGUUUUCGUUUACCCGCCAGUCCAGCCACAGCGAACCCACCUUCUCCCGCCAGACCAGCAGUGGGAGCGGCAGUUUUGCCCUGAACGCUUGUUCGAAACGUCAGGUAUCCACCAAAUCAAAAGCACAGUCCGCGCCGGUGAGCAGGCAGGGGAGCCGGCAGGCGUCGAAGGAAGCGUGCGGAAGAAGUAGGCGAUACAAUCUUUCCACCUCGCAGAGCGGUUCAUCUGCCAUAGUGGUGGGGCAACAAGGAGAAAAUAGUAGAACUGGCACUUCAACUUCUACGGCCAUCGUGCCGCACCAACACAACUCCGGCGUUUCAACAACAUCCCGCGGCCUCCCCUUCUCCGGCCACAAAAAGUUUGCCUGCGCGGUCGGCGCGGCCGCGGUGUUGGGCGGGCUGUCGCGCGCUUGCGUCCGGCAACCGAAUCCGCAGCAAAAGACUUCGGACGGGGCAAGAGCCUCGGCUUCCGCCUUCGUGCCUAUUCCAGGAGAAAAAGAACGCAGCGGGAAAAGCGUGGCGGUGCCGAAAAAACAGGUCGACCAUGGGUUGGGACCAGUGGGGGAGCGAGGGUACUUUAGGGUUUUGUACUACUGCGUGCGGACGAUUUUUGCUAAUGCAUGACAGAAGAUGUUGGUUCUUGAUAAUGCAUUGUAGCAUCAAUAAACGAGAAGUUGAAGUGAAUAUUAUAUUGGAAGAAAACCGACCAAAUCAGGCCUGCACUGGCCGACUUGAGCAAAAUUGGGCUGCCAGUAUCGCAGCAACCGCUAGAGAAAGACCGGGCGUGCCGGACGAAGCUGUGCGGGCCGGUGACCAAGCGCGGUAGCCGGUUGAAACGCGAAAACGCAAAAUGCUCCAUCACCUCGGACACUGGUUUGAUGAUUCGCGCCACGAGCGGCGUCUUGGCGGGCAGGUUGAUUCGACAGGUACUGUUAUUUUGUCAGAUAGAUGAAACUGGCUUUGUUACCGUAGUUCCUUGUGAUGCAUUGUUCCUGCACCAGUAGGCUACUUCGGCGAGUACUACUUAGAUUGCAGGCUGUUUUAUCGGAUUAUGUAAACUAGACAGUCGGACGUUGUUAUGCGAUUUCUACUUGUUUGAUUUUUCCGCAACUGAAAUUUUUUCAGGCUGCCUGCGUGUUAGCUUCUUUCGGUGCGGGGACAGUUGCGAACGAGUGGUUCGUGGCCUUUCUCUAUCACACCGAGAGAAUCGAAAUCUCUUCUCAGUGGGAGUCGCAGCUCUACUCAUUUGCAUCAGAAACAGCAUUUGCAGAAUUUGAAUCACAAGAACUUAGGUUCGUCGAAAACUUCUUUGUAGUUUCUUAGGACGAUAUUGUCAUCAGCAACGAGCAUGGUUACUCCAGCUACACUGACGCCACCCGAGGAGAAGUUCCUUGAUUUCGCUUUCAUACUCUCGAGGCGCUGGAUGACGCGAGCACGCAGCAGGGAACAGCUAUAAGCAGUAGUUCAUCAUCCGGAGUAUCAACUGUAAAAAUGUCUGGGUCUGGAAGAGUGCGCGAUUUGUCACGUAGCUCUUUCAUGACCCAUGAGGUCUGUAAUGCAGGACCUAACGUGACAGAUUCUGUGCACUCUCUCUCAUGCCUAUCCUGCAUGAGAAACUCCCUCCCGACUUGGUCAAAACUGGACGACUUUUGGUAAUCAUGCAACACAGAUUUUUGCAUGCUUCAGAUUUAGCAUGACAACUUGCAUUCUUCCAGACCCAGACAUUUUUACAUUCGAUACGGAGCGGCGAUCGUCGAUGCGUUCGCCGAACAAGAAAACGGUAUGAAACCAAAAGCUGCACAAACGCGACCUUCUCCGGAACAAGAUGAAACAAGCACGGACGAGCCAGCUUCCGCGUCGUCGUCCCAGCAGCAGGACCAGGACCUUAUUACCGCGAAAAAGAAAUUCGCGACCAGUCUGCAACAACCGACGACCGGCGGAGGCCCGGCGCAACAGCAACAGUUUUCCUCGAUUUCUUCCGACCCCGCAGCUGCUCCGGAGUUUGCCCCGAUUGAAAAGAUCACCUCCAGUACCAGCACCGUUUCCGACGAUCUGGCAACAGCUUUGACGAACAAACUCGCAAAGAAUGCAGGUGAUUUUCAACUACAGCAAGUGCCAGACGUCAAUUCCGGGCACUCGGAGCUGUGCCGCAUUCUCCACGACACCUGCGACAUGUCCGACGUGUGGGGCACGAUAGAGGCGGGAAUUGCCGCGGACCAGAUCUUUUCCAGGAUCGUGAAGCCCAUGCUGAUAUGCAUUGCAAAUAUGUCUGGGUCUGGAAUAAACUUGUGAUGCAAGAAAGAAAAUAGUGAGCGCACAACUCCAGUGCGCUGCUCAGCACGACAAGUUUUGCCGUGGUUCUGAGUUGCGUACUCCGCAUGAGAAGCUGCGUGUUUGCAUGACAGACAAGAGGAGCUCUUCGCGGCCACGCAAUACAGAGCGCAGAUUCGUGCCGAACUAGCAUGACAAAUCUCGCAAUCUCCCAGAGGACCUAGACAUAUUUGCAUUUGAUAGCUGAUUGCCGGCCACGCGAGCAAGGCCAUGUCGCAGACGGUGGAGAUUUUCACCGAGGGGGUGUCGCUCUACCUCGUGCAGAAUGUCGUACCUUUGAUCCAGGGGGCAGCCACCGGGGAGAAUCCCCUCAGCUUGGACGCGAUCACCGAUGUGAAGGCAGCGGCGUCAAUUUUGUUUCUCGCCGGGGUAGCGGGGGUGACGGAGGUGGUGGUACAGGAAGUGCUGAAAAAACCAAUACAAACACUGGAGUUAUACGAGAAGCGAAUCUUGCGUUUUCUGGUGAAGUGUAGACGCCGGUUGGGCACAACUUCCACCACUGCAACUUCUUCUGGGGGUAGUAGUUCCUCGGAGGAAUUUAACAGGGAUAUCUGGAGCAAAUUUUUCCAGGAACUCGCGACUGAGCGGAUUGAGGAGAUCGAAUUGCACCAGCUGGAGGACUAUCAAAUAUAAAAUGUCUGGGUCUGGAAAAAUUCAUGUUUGUCAUGCUUGUCCGGCAUGACCCCUAAAUCUGUCAUGCACGUUACCAGAGAGCUCCGUUUUUCUGUGAUGCAGAAGCGCAGUUUGUCAUGCAGAAUAGGCAACCCGAGGAGCUCAGAAACUUGUCAUGCUGAGCCAGCAUUUGUAGCCUCAUCAUGAGACGCCACCCAGCAUCACAAGUUUCCAGACCCACACAUUUUUGCACUUGAUAAGGAUAGCGAGGCGGGAUCUUUGCUCGAGGCGGACGGUGCUUUCGGCAUGUGCGAGGAGGAUGUUGCGUCCCUGGAAGAGUACGAUGAACUCCUCGGUGGGUUUGAACAGUGGUCGCUGUUUGGAAAUGGUGCGAGGAACGAAAGCAGUGAGCCGGUCCGCAGCAGUCCGUAGCGCCUUGAAUAGGUUCGGACUGCGAGGGUGAUCGGGGAAGAAUUUUAGGAAUUUAGGAACUUUUUCCUAUUUUUGUUUGAGAAUACAGAAAAUUACUUCGACGUAAACACGGUUGAAGACAAAAAGUAUCUAAAUCAUCACGUGCGGAAACCAAUAAAAGAAGCCGGCGUUUUCUUGCAUGAGGUGCAAGAAAUAAGUGAUUUUGAGUGGUUACUGCAAAAUCUCUAUCUUUUUCUUUUUCGAAUGUCAGUCACGUACUUCCGAAGAAGGCAUACUACAAGUAGCAUUCCAAGAAUUUUCAGGCUGCUGCUUUUUACCGAAAACGUCGACAGCAACCACAUUUUCCGCCAGCUAUUUGAAUUAAAACCAAAGCCAGCGCCUUAUUGCCUGGAAAAACUAGUACAAAAUGUUUGCCCUCUACGAUCAGCACAACCGGGCGUCGUGGCGGGGAAGCAAGUUUUUUUACAGUUUUGGCAAGAAUAUCGCUAUCACAAGAACCUGCAUCAGCCACCACUUUCAUGAGCGCUUUUUGUCCGUGUCGGUAAGAAAGAAAAACAAUCUUUCCGACGGACUCAUCUUCCUUUUCUUGCGCGAUUCAGGGUUCUUUUUUGAAUUCGAAUCCUGCAGAGCUUAGAGCUUCUUUGCUAAUGUUGAUCUCAGAUACAUCAUUUUCCUACGCUAUCUGCACUGGGCAUGAUCUUGUUCAGUGCCACGCAAUGGUUGAAACUUCAAUGAUUUUGAAAUUGUAUAUCACUCAGAACUUUAUUUAUUACAGAAUUUUCAGAGUAUUUUUCGUCAAAAGCCGUAGAAAUUUAACGAAGAAUGGCAACGAAAAGGAAUACAGACGAAUGGCCGUGGCUUUCGGAGGAAUAGGGACGCCUUGUUGCCACGAGACGAUAUGCUACACUUGUUGGGAAUAAAGAUCACUUUUGUCAAUGCAAAACUGUACUUUGAAACUCUACAGAUAUUGUCGCAUCCAGUUUGGGAAAAGUCACUGCGCUUAUCAAUCAAAUCCUAGAAGUAAGAAACCGUUUUCAUAUACCAGAUAGCUGGAUGAAGUAGCGCAUCAGAUAGGACAGGAAACGCAACGCGAGCGCAAGCGCAUAUAAAAAAACUAAAUCACAGUUCAUUGUAGUGAAGUGCAACAUGAUCAACAAAAGCCGAACUUCUGAC